Messenger RNA from Symbiodinium necroappetens, 1701 nucleotides. NCBI's taxonomy places the organism in Eukaryota, Dinophyceae, Suessiales, Symbiodiniaceae. The record is from the annotation of a GenBank genome assembly.
AUGAGCUUCUCUCAUGCCGUUGCUUGUGCAUCAUGGAUUCUGCUGGCCUUUGUGUUUUGGCCCAUGAGCUGGAUGGGCUCAAUCUUCCGACACGGUCGACUGGGUGACUUGCGAAAUGUUUCAGCCGCUGACACGCUGCGAAGACGUACCAGCAGCCCAACCGGGCAUACUGUUGCAUGCUUGGUUACUGGCAGAACCCGUGCAGGCGAGGUCGGCGGAAUUCGGGCAUACAUGGCAGAUGUGACUGCCCAAGCUGAUCUCUUCGUCUGCGCCGAUCCGGAAGAUGCUGGCGCCAUGGUUCUUGCAAACUUCUCCAACCUGGUGUCCUACAGGACAUCAAGUGAGGACGGCGGCUACCCGUCAGAUCUGCAAGGAGUUAAUGUCAUUGUGGCCCAGUGGUGGCGUUUGCAGCAGUGUUGGAAGCUCGUACAAGAGCACGAGGAACGCCACCGUUUCAGGUACAGCUUCUACAUGAAAACGCAACCCGAUUGUCACAGAUACAAUGCGUGCUAUCCAUGCUUGGACACAUACAAGGCGGCACUCGACAAGCAUGGCGCUGGGUUGGACAAUGUCUUCUUUGCCAACAGCGACCACAUCUUUGGUGGUUCCCGUCGAGGGUUUGAACGGGCAGCAACGAUGAUGUCCAGGAUUGAGAGUGAUUACUUCGGCAAGACGUUGACCACGUACUAUCCGCUAGAUUGGGACUUGGUGCUGCGUUCAGAAUGGAAUGGUCAGUUGCACUGGGCGGGCAUUGUGUUUCCACGUGAUGUGCUGGAUCCUGAGCAUUGCUGCAGUCGUCAGGAUCUGGAGAACAAGCUGGCAAAAUUGCAUGAGUUUAGCAAGAAUGGCACACCUGUGGAUGGCAAAGUGUGCAACUUGAAGGGCGACUGUUCACGGGGGCGGAAUGGCACGCAUGAGGGUCUCAGCUCUUACAGGUACGCUCCGGACAGCGUGCCGUUCGAUUCUGAGGUAUCUUUCCUCCUUGAUAUGCUGCGAGGUGGAAUCGAGAUGCAUGAACUUCGCUCGUUAUCCAAGAACUUGACGAGGGCCGAGCACAAUCGAACAGGUUUGUACCCAGUCCUAAGCCCUUCCGGACAUAAAGUUGCAUGUAUCAUUUCUGGCAAAAUUCGAGGCAGCGAUCGCAAAACUUUCGAUGACAAAGCCAAGGCUCAAAUGAAGGAGGUUACGGCAGGCACAGAUCUCUUUGUCUGUGCUGACCAGGAGGACCACAUUGAGGAGCAUUUUCAGAACUUUAGCAACCUCGUGCAGUACAGGACAGCGGAGGAUGACGGGGGGUACAAGGCGGACUUGAAGAACAUCGAUCAGCCCAAGAGAGAUCAUGAGCCUGGCACACCACCUGGCAUGAAGGCAAUACAGUGGUGGCGCUUGCAGCAGUGUUGGAGGCUCGUACAGCAGUACGAAGAGCGCUUUGACUUCAGGUACAGCUUUUAUUACAAAACGCGGACAGAUUGCGAUACGCGCGGGGGGUGCUACCCGUGCUUGGGCACAUAUGAGGCGGCCACCAAAAAGUAUGGCGCCCAGUUGGACAAGGUCUUCUUUGCCAACAGCGACCGUGUCUUUGGCGGUUCGCGUCGAGGAUUCGAACGGGCAGCGACAUUCAUGUCCAGGAUUGAGAGCGACUACUUCCGCAAGACGUUGACGACAUACUAUCCAUUGGAUUGGGACUUGGUGCUGCGUUCA